Daldinia loculata is the source of this 2594-nucleotide messenger RNA. RefSeq lists its product as uncharacterized. Gene Ontology annotation, molecular function: metal ion binding; DNA binding. The transcript has a single exon. Gene Ontology annotation, biological process: DNA repair. The record is from RefSeq and is a predicted model, not a curated record. NCBI's taxonomy places the organism in Eukaryota, Fungi, Ascomycota, Sordariomycetes, Xylariales, Hypoxylaceae. The coding region runs from base 389 to 2371 and encodes 660 amino acids.
GGACGCUAAGCAUUAAACAUUGUGCUUGUACCACUUCCACGUCCCUGAGGUACCUACACGUAACAUAACCUUAGCGUUAGGUACUUUGCAUCCUUUUGCCUUGCGCCGCAACUCUCCAACUUUCCAACUCUCCAACUACCAACUACAAACUACGAGAAACAUAUCGAACCUACGACUACGAGCCGCAAAUCGGGAACCUCUUCAAGCGACCUGAUGGGCAGAUUGAGCUUGUUAUUUUUACUACGAAAUCCCAUCUCCUCGGAUUUAGAUUCCCAUAUCUGCGACUUGACAUCUUCUCGACAUCUUCUCUCGCAAGUUCCGACGGUGGUUGCGGAAAUACGGCGUCCUCAUGGCUUUUCAAAUACGGGAAUUCUAGAAGAAGCCCAACAUGUCCAGUCGGAGGCUUGGCGGAGGGAGGAUACUUGGUAGCGGGAAGGGUUUGGCCCCUCCAGCGCCUCCAGCCAUCCAAAGGGAGAGAGCUGCUAGCCCCUCCGCUCCGUCUGACAGCACAUUGUCCAUCGGCUCUCCCGCUACAUCCAUCUCUCCCGGCACCCCUAGCCCCUUGGCCAGCUUUGCGCAGGACCUGACCUCCAACGUUAGUCUAGGAGGGCCGAGUACUGGCGGUCAGUCAGGCUCCAAGCUUGUAUGUCCCAUAUGCGAGGAAGAGAUGGUGACGCUGUUGCAAUUAAAUCGUCAUAUUGACGAUGCCCAUCAGGAGCUACCUGAAUUCGAACAGGACGAAGUCAAGUCUUGGAUAGACAAGCAAGUCCUGAAGGCUAAGAAAUUUCAACCUCUCUCCCUUAUCAACCAGAAGCUUCGUGGCCUCGAAGUCUUCGAGUCCAACGAAUCGCUUCCACUCCCUGUCCCCGUCACCAGUAGGGCAAACAGGGCCCCCGUUCCCGAUUCGCCGCUAGAUCCCGACGAUAUAAUCACCAAAACCCAUUGGCAGCGACAGGGUCUAAAUGAUCUAUGCACCGACCCGGCUUGCGGGAAGAGACUAGGUGCCGUCAAUGGCAAUAUAAACUGUAGACAAUGUGGGAGACUAUUCUGCGAGGAGCAUACGAUGUACCAGAUGAAAUUGUCAAGGUCGGCCUCGCACGAACCUGUGAGGGGUUACUGGUAUCGCGUGUGUGAAACGUGCUACAAGUCGAGGGAAGGAUAUAACGACCACGACGGGCUGAUAAGGGAUCACAUACAAGAAUUUUCAGCGAUACGCAGGAAGAGAGUCGAUAGGCAAACCCUAGAGAUAUCGCGAUUAGAAAAGAGGCUUACCAAGCUGACUCAAUUGCUUGCUCACUUACCUGAAGAGGCGGGGGUAAGCGGUGGCACGGGCCUGCUAUCUCCCCUAGCCGCGCAGAGGAAUCAGCGGAAGGCGAUUGAACAAUCGGUUGUGACAUGGGAGGAUGACGGUAAGGUUCCGAAAUGCCGGUUCUGCCAGCAGGAAUUCUCCUGGACAUUCAGAAGGCAUCAUUGUCGAAUAUGCGGGCGGGUAGUAUGCGCAGAUCCCCAGACCAAUUGUUCGUCCGAAGUAGGCCUGAGCGUCACAAAUCCGUCUGUUCCUGUAUCAGAAAAACUAGGAAGGGAAAACUCUAUAGGUAUUGAUAUCCGCAUGUGUCGUGAUUGCAAGUCUACCAUAUUCUCAAAGCGGGACUUUGUGGAAUCUAUUGUACACAAACCGCCUGACCAACGGGCAUACGAGACGCUGAAGCAAUUUGAACGGGGAAUCCAGCUCAUAUUGCCUACCUUCCAGAAAGCUCUCUUGCCGCUGCAGGAUGAGAGUAACACACCAAGCCAUGCGCAGAUCCAAGAGGCGUCCAAACUCAGGAAGCGGCUCACCGACAGCUUUACUAAAUACGACGUGGCAGCGCGACGAAUCCGUGAUAUGAAAACGGAUAGCCCAGCACAACGGCAACUGCAGAAGGCCAUCCACCAAGCAGCCUCCGCGUUCUUGCAUAUGCAUAUGCUACCGCUUAAGAAUCUUCCGCGGAUGCUAAAACACAACAGCUCCAGCUCCAGUUCCGCUAAGAGCCGCCUGCUCGCCAAUGGCCACGUGGCGAGCCCGCUACGGAACGGCAGUGACAUGCUCGAGACGGCUAGCCAGACCAGUGAGGCUAGUACGGCAGUGUCUGCGUUGGAAACGGAAGAGAAAGAGCUGCGUGAGCGGUUGAUCGUCUUGGAAGAGCAGAAAUACAUGGUACAAGCCAUGAUUAGCGGGGCGCACGGCGCGAGGCGGUUCGAGGAGGUUAGCGCCCUAACGCGGAACGUUGAGGAGCUAGAGACGGAAAUCGAAAGCGUGAAAGGCAAGGUCACGGCUGUCGAGGAGAGGUGGCAGGGCUUCUACGCGAAUGGCGGGCCCGGUUUAAUCUUGUGAAGGGUCAUGCUUGAACUUGAACCAAUGCUUAUAAUUUAGAAAGGAAUCUAUUAAGGUGUAAUAACAGGGAAGAAGACUACCGAGGAAGACCUAACACGAGGCCGGACGUGAAAACAUGGCUCUCUUUCGGUGACGAAUUUGAAUUACUGCAUGGCAUUGGCAUGGCGUUGGUUGGAUAGAGGCUGCCUGGUAUCUAUCUACGAAGGUGCCGUUAUUUUUAAAA